GACAAAGGCGUCACUUCCGGGUUUCAAAAAAAUAACAGCGCAUCUGAAGAGCUCAGACUUUGAGAACAGUUCUACAGUUGUUUUUAGGGUUAUGUGCUGGGAUGGGAUCUCCAACAAAACAUGCAACACCACACAGAACAAUCACACGUACCCCAGGCAAGGAGCCCGACUCCCCACUUCCUCCCAUCCAGGAGCGUCUGGCAUACCUGCGUCCUUCCAGGGAGCUGCUGGAGUUCUACAGACAGAAGAUCGCUCAGUAUGAUAGUGAGCAUGAGGAGCUCCUGAAGAUGUUGGAGAAGUAUAAAUGCAUCUCAGAGGACCAGCAUAAGCUGCAGUGGGAGGUACGACAGCGAGAAGGAGAGAUCGCAGAGCUUCAGAACGCUCUGAGUGACAUGCAGGUUUACCUUUUCCAAGAGAGAGAGCAGUCUCUGCGGCUUUAUGCUGAAAAUGACAGACUGAAAAUCAGGGAGUUGGAGGACAGGAAGAAAAUCCAACAUCUUCUUGGUCUCAUUGGUCCUGAUGCGGGAGAGAUAACUUAUUUUCACAGGGAACCUCCUCACAAGGUCACCGUCACACAGAGACGCCCAGAGUCCUUAUUUGAGGAAAAUCUCAGUCUCAGGCCAACAAAGUUAAAACCAGCAGCGACUGUGAAAGAGAGCAGCAGGAGAACCAAAUCAGCUGCUGGAUUAAGCAGAGAGAGCUUGGAGCAAUACAAGAACGAUAACCAGACUCUGUUGCUACAGGUGGAGGCGCUGCAGACUCAGAUGGAGGAACAGACCCGUUUGGCCAAAGAGCAGGCAGAGGCUCUACUGGAGGAUCGAAGGAUUAAAACAGAAGAGGCUCAGGCACAGCGGCAAAAAGACCAGGAGCGCAUCACCUCUCUGACUGACAAGCUCCAGCGGACUCAGAACUUGCUGCUUGAGAGCACCAAAGAUUUCUUACAGCUAAAGUUUGACACUCGGACCAACGAGAAGAGCUGGAUGGUUGAAAAGGAUCGGCUGCUGAGGGAGCUGGACUCCUGCCACAACCGCCUGAGAAAGGCCGGGUCUGCCAGCGCUGAGCAGGGGAGAACGUGGCAGCCCAGCACCAGCACAACCCUUCCCCACCCCAGGCCCCUGCCACAGUUAGAGCAACCACACAAGGAAGAGUUAAAGGCAGUGCAGGAGGAUCUGAAGCAAGCUCAUUGUCUGGCUGAGAUGUUCAGAGAGCAGUGUAUUACCCUGGAGACAGAACUGUCCCAGAUCAGGGAGGAAGGAGAUGUUGGCAGGGAAAUAUUCAAGGAGCGUUCAGACAAAAUGGCCAAACGUCUUCAGCUGAUGACUCAGCGUUAUGAGGCUUUAGAAAAGAGGAGGGCUAUGGAGGUGGAGGGCUUCAAGACAGACCUGAAACACCUCAGACAGAAACUCAAAGAUGUAGAAAAACAGCUCCUCAAGGUCACUUUGAAUAUUGGGCCCAACCAGGACUUGGCCAUUCUGCACGAGGUCCGUCAGACCAACACCAGGACGAAAAAGGUUCAGGGAGAACUGAUGGCACUGAAGGCUAAAAUCUAUGGACUAGAAAAUGAGCUGAGAUUUAGUUGAAGAAAGUACUUGAACGCACCGUGUAUUGUUUUCUAUGUUUUUUGCGUUUGUUAGUGACAUGUAAACUGAAUGUUAUUGAUAUUUUUUACUUCAAACCAAUAAAGGUUUUCUGCUUAAAUUACUUUAAA
Messenger RNA from Melanotaenia boesemani (Boeseman's rainbowfish), 1708 nucleotides. RefSeq names its product coiled-coil domain containing 77 (gene ccdc77). Gene Ontology annotation, cellular component: centrosome. Bases 102 to 1580 code for a protein of 492 amino acids. The transcript is spliced from 12 exons. The record is from RefSeq and is a predicted model, not a curated record. Lineage: Eukaryota; Metazoa; Chordata; Actinopteri; Atheriniformes; Melanotaeniidae.